Capronia coronata CBS 617.96 is the source of this 1740-nucleotide messenger RNA. RefSeq lists its product as uncharacterized. Gene Ontology annotation, molecular function: magnesium ion binding; carboxy-lyase activity; thiamine pyrophosphate binding. Bases 1 to 1740 code for a protein of 579 amino acids. NCBI's taxonomy places the organism in Eukaryota, Fungi, Ascomycota, Eurotiomycetes, Chaetothyriales, Herpotrichiellaceae. The record is from RefSeq and is a predicted model, not a curated record. The transcript has 5 exons.
AUGUCACCAGCAACGCUGCCCUUGGGUCAAUACCUCUUCAGACGGAUCCGGCAAUUAGGAACCGAACACAUUCUUGGGGUUCCGGGCGAUUUCCAGCUCACUCUUCUUGAUGAGAUCUACAACACCCCCGGUCUCAAAUGGGUGGGCUGCUGCAAUGAGCUCAACGGUGCCUACGCCGCUGAUGGCUAUACCCGCAUAAAAGGGUCGCCGGCGGUGCUUGUGACAACUUAUGCCGUGGGAGAACUGUCUGCCAUGAACGGGGUUGCAGGUGCCUAUGCCGAGCAUGCUGGAAUGAUUCACAUUGUGGGCAUGCCGGCAAGAACCCUGCAAAAAAGCCGCGCCAUGCUGCAUCAUACUUUCGAGCCAAAUAUGGAUCCUGCUGUUUAUAUUCAGAUGGCUGGACCCAUCCGCAAGACCCAUGCCUACUUGAUGGACGACGAGACCAUGGCAGAAGAAAUCGAUCGCGUCAUUGUCGCCUGCGUCCGGAGCAGACUCCCCGUCUACAUAUACGUACCAGUUGAUGUUGUCUCUGUGCCGCUGGAUGCGUCGCGGUUGGAAACUCCUCUCGACACUGCAAUUCGCAACGCGGAUAGCGAGAUCGAAGAUCGCAUCGUCCACUCCGUUCUCUCAGAGAUCGAAAAGGCCUCGGACCCUGUGAUACUGGCUGAUGUCCUGGCCAUCCGUCACGGUGGACGAGAUUUGACGAGAAAGCUGGCAGAGAUCACCCAGUUCCCAAGUUACACCACGCCACUGUCCAAAGGGAUCAUUGACGAGAAUGCCCCAUACUUCAAUGGAGUGUACAAUGGGAAAGUGUCGUUUCCAGGAGUCGCCGAACGAGUCGAAGGUUCAGAUCUAGUCUUGAAUCUCGGUCCUCUCCUGUCAGACUCAAACACUGGAGGAUUCUCGAGAACGAUCAAAGACGACAACCUGAUCCAUCUUGGUCAUGAUUUCUGUCAAGUCAAGGGGGAAAAGUUCGAUGGUGUCCAUUUCCUACCCGUCUUGCAACGGCUUGUCGGCGAGCUGGAAUCCCAGCCUCGGAAAUACAAGUUGCCCCGGCCGCAGGAAAAGCCCCGACUUGAACCUCCUGUGCUGAAUAACGCUAGUUCGGGCGAGAUCAAGCAGUCAUAUGUUUGGCAACGUCUCGGCCGGUUUUACAAGGAGAACGACAUCAUCCUCACAGAAUCUGGAACGGCGCAGUUCGGGACGCCGGACGCCACAUUUCCACCGAACGCAAAGUACGUCACUCAAAUCUUCUGGUCAUCGAUUGGUUACACCGUCGGAUCCUGUCUGGGAGUACUCGUUGCUGCAAAAGAGCUCAACCAUUCCGGACGUGUAGUAUUGAUUGUGGGCGAAGGAAGUCUGCAAAUGACAGUCCAGGAGAUCGGCACUUAUAUUCGCUACGGCUUCAAACCUAUCAUCUUUGUGAUCAACAACAAGGGCUAUUCGAUUGAAAGGGCCAUCCACGGGCCGCAGCAGGAGUACAAUGAUGUGAGCUUGUUGUGGGAUUAUCAGAAGAUGCUCGAAUUCUUUGGCGCAAGGGAAGAGAAUGGAAUCAAAGCCAAGAGCCGAGCUGUGAAGACAGUGGAGGAGCUGGAAGCGGUGUUGGGCGAUGAUGAUUUCGCAAGUGGCGACAGUAUCCAGCUCUGCGAAAUCCACAUGGACAAGUUCGACUACCCUUGGAGACUGGCGAAGCAAGUUGAGCUUAUUGGUGAACGUAUGAAGAAGGCCGCCUCUUCAUAA